UAGUGCGCAGAAAUUCCAGCAUAACCUCAAUAAUUAAAAAAUAAUAAAAGAAAUAGACGAGAGGUAAAAAAUAAUUAAAAAAUAAACUAAUGAGUUAAUUAUUAAAACAAAGUUUGUCAUUUUCUAUUUUCAGAUAAAAAACAAAAUUAAUUGGAUAAUUUAAUUAAUUAUAUUAUUGAUAAAAAUGUUGAGAACAAGUGGAACAAUAAAUAAAAUGAUGAAUAAUUUAAUAAUGACAGAGUGGGUUGGAAUAAAUGCAGUAAAUACACAAAUAGUAAGAUGGUGGAAAAGAAAACCUAUGUGGUUACCUCCGGCUAAAUCAAAAUUAUUUAGAAUACGGCAAAGGGUCUCCGUACCCCCGGAUGAGGCUGCUGAAAAUCGAAGACUCAAUAAUAAUUAUAAUACUUAUAGAAAUUCAUUGAGAGCAUAUUUCAUGAAAAUAGCUGAAGAAAAUCGAGAACAAUUCGAUGAAGAAUUAUUGAGAAAAGCCGAAGAAAAUGAUUUCAAUGAGUGUCAAAAAAUAAAUAAUAUUUGGAACGAAGAACGUGCGAAAGUACGAGCUGAGAGAAUUCGUAAAGAAGACGCUGAACGUCGGAUUCAAAUUUUGCAGAAGAUUGAGGAAAAGAAAGCGCGAGAUGUCAAAAUAAUGGAACAAGUCGAGGAGCGAGUUAAACAACUCAAAGUCGAGGCCAAGACUUUUAUUACUCGGGAAAAUAUCGAUCAAGCUAUUGAGGAAGCGAUGGCGAAUAAAAUUGAUUAUAAUCACGCGAUUGAUCUGUAUGGUAACAAGUAUGAUGAGAAAACAAUUUUGGAUCAUCAGCUAAAACAACAAAUGAAGCAGUGAUCGUUUUUAUAUGUAAACUUAUAUAUUAAUUAUUAAUAAAUAUAUUUCACACAUCGA
Microplitis demolitor is the source of this 901-nucleotide messenger RNA. RefSeq names its product probable 28S ribosomal protein S26, mitochondrial (gene mRpS26). Lineage: Eukaryota; Metazoa; Arthropoda; Insecta; Hymenoptera; Braconidae. The transcript is spliced from 3 exons. Gene Ontology annotation, cellular component: mitochondrial small ribosomal subunit. The record is from RefSeq and is a predicted model, not a curated record. The coding region runs from base 185 to 844 and encodes 219 amino acids.